This is a messenger RNA of Triticum urartu, 2629 nucleotides long. The record is from RefSeq and is a predicted model, not a curated record. NCBI's taxonomy places the organism in Eukaryota, Viridiplantae, Streptophyta, Magnoliopsida, Poales, Poaceae.
AUGGAGGGUCUACCUUUGGUGUGCUAUUCGACAGGGACAAUAAAUUCCCUUUUGGCCAAGCUCACAAAACUGAAGAAUCAUUCCAAUCCAACAGAAGAGUUUUCCGACCUGACAGAAAACUUCAAGAAAGCUGUGCGGAGCCUUAAGGAGGAUUUCUGCGACAAGCUCGGCGUACCCACAGUGUGUAUGAAGCAAGUCAGGGAGCUGGUCUUCGAAAUCGAAGACUGGAUUGAUCAGAAGCUGGAGACCGACAUGUUGGAUCCAUCGGACACAAAAGAAAUCCAAUAUUUCAUGACCGAGAUCAGGGAAGCGCAUGAGCGCUUCACAUGGUAUGGCGAUCUUUUCAAGGAGGUGCUCACCGAGCCCGGUCUUGAUGUUGUUGCACCCAGCAAAAUUACCAUCAACCCUCGACUGCCCAUCGAGGAGAAAUCUUGCCGUGGUAUUCUCGAUGGCCCAAGACACAAGAUCGUCAAACACCUAACAGAAGAUAAGGAGGAGAUGAGAAAGGUGGUGUCUAUUGUCGGAAUGGAAGGCCUUGGUAAGACUACUCUUGCCAAGGAGAUCUAUUCGGAGCUUCAACUUCAUCGGCAGUUCGAGUGCCAAGCUUUCGUCUCUGCUGGCAGAAGACCUGCCAUGAGGGAGAUACUAAAUGAUAUACUCUGUCAAGUAAAGCCUUGGAGUGCUAAAUUACGUAGCUACGAGAAAGCUAAGGAUGUGGAAGAAAUUAUCACUGAGCUCCAAGAAUACUUCGGCACUAAGAGCCUGCUGCCCGCUGUCGGCUUGAAGGACCAGAAGUUCAGAAGGGAAGAAAGGCAGGAAGCGAGGGAUGGAUUCAUCGCGGUGGUGCGCUGUGCCGACGCGCGAUCUUCGAUCAGGUACUUCAUCAUAGUCGAUGGCAUAUGGAGUAUGCGGGCUUGGAAAGUUAUCAAUUGUGCUUUGCCAAAUAACCUUGGAAGUAGGGUCUUGAUUACAACUUGCAUCAUGGAUGUAGGGAAAUCUUGUUCAAUAUAUCGUAACGAUCUUAUCUACGAGAUGGAGGCACUUAGCAAGAAGAAUUCUGAAAUCUUAUUUCUUAGAAGCAUAGGUCGUCGAGGAGAAAGAGUGUCAGAUUUUGAAGAAGUUUGUGGUAACAUGUUGUUGGAUAUGUGUGAUGGCAUGCCAUUGGCCAUAAUUGUUGCAGCCAACUUAUUAGCCAGGAAAUCUGAAGAAAUAACAGAGCUGAAGAUGCUUGGGAAAUCUAUUAUAUCAUCAAUGAAGCAAUAUCCCCCCACUAAAGGAAUGACAAAGAUACUGCACAUGAGUUUUGCUGAUCUAUCUCUUCCUUUGAGGUCUUGUUUUCUGUAUCUUGGUCUUAUUCCACAAGAUUAUACCAUAAAAAAAGAUCGUUUAAUACGGUUAUGGGGAGCUGAAGGAUUUAUCCCAAGAACAAAUAGAGAAUGCUUGUGGGCAACAGGGGAGAGGUUCUUCAAUGAGCUUAUAAGUAGAAGACUGAUUCAACCGGUGUUUGACUACACUGAUGACCAAGCAUUUGGAUGUACCAUUCAUGGUGUGAUUUUUGAUUUCAUCAGAUCCAUGUCCAGAGAAGAGAACUUUGCUACAAGGGCUGCAGAAUUAUGUUUUGGUCCAUUUCCGUGUGACACCAUUCGGCGGUUAUCGCUCGACAGUAGUAAUGAAGACGAAGUUGUCACCUUCUCUGCAAGGACCCCGCACUUAUCAAGGAUGCGAUCACUCAUAUUUUUCGAAGAUGUUAAUGAUGAAGAGGAGAUGCAUGUUCCACUGUCCAUAAGAGCUUCUGUGGAUAUUCUUUGGGGCUUCAAACUUCUGCAGGUGCUAGAUCUAGAAGAUAGAAAGGGGUUAGAAGAUCACCAUCUGGCAGGCAUUGGAGAAUUGGUCCUACUGAGAUACCUGGGACUGGCAGGGACUGGUAUCAGGGGGUUACCAGAGGAGAUCGGAGAACUGGAGCAGCUAGAGACCCUAGAUUUGAGGCGGAACUGGUACUUUGGGACGACUUUACCUGCAUCUAUAUUUAAAUUGCAAAAGUUGAAGCAUCUGCUGCUUUUCCUGCUUGAUGUAGACGUCAAGAGAAUUAGGGUGAUGCAUGAAUUAGAAGAAGCAAACAGUUUUGCCGACGGAAGCAACUCACUUCGUAUGAUGGCACAACUGCUGAGGGAGUCUGAAUGCCUAAGGAUACUAGAUGUAAGGUUGGGUGCAUCACCAGUAACCAGUCUCAUGUAUUUUUUUCGUGAGGUUGUGAAGUCCAAGCUCCACUCCCUAUCUCUUAAUUGUGAGAAUUUUGAUGAUAAAGAAGUUUCCCUACUGGUGGAUUCAUGGGCUGAAGUCACAGCUCCACCAGAAAAUACAUUUGAUCCCCCAAGAGUUGAGCUCGUACUACUUGAUCUUCCUCUCGGGCGAGUUCCACCUAAUAUGGGAUCACUCUCCAGCCUUACCCACUUGCACAUUCAACUCGAGCAAGCAAAAGCAGAAGAUUUCCAUGUCCUCGGGCCUUGAUUAAUCUAGUCCUACUCAACUUGGUUGCAAACAGUUGUUUCCUAGAAGGAAGCAGGUUCAUCAUCAAGAAGGGUACCUUUCUGCAUCUGAAGGUGUUUUCUUUACUAAUCCGGGAUAGCUG